AUGGCGAUCGAGGCGUGUGCGGGUGGAUCGAAGAAGCAGUGCAUCGAAGACUUUUACGGGGAGGGGGCGUCGUGUGCGAAAGACUCGGCAGACGACGCCAUCUGCCUCAUGUGGGCGGCACUUCACCUCCCGGAGCAUCUCGCCGAUCACCCUCUUUGGCGCAACGCUGUGCGCAGCAUCGCGGACGCGGGCCAUGGCUACGUUCCGCCGAAGCGGCGGUAUGUUGGUGGCGCCGGCCUGCAGCGCUGCCGCGGAAAGAUCGAGCGGGGCCUCGCUCCCAUCGCUGCGAGCUGGAAGCGGGAUGGAGUGACGAUCGGUUCGGACAUGAUGACGGACAAAAGUGGCCGUCCCCAAGCCAACAUCCUGCUCAUCAACGACUCCGGUGCUGUGUUCGCCGAGAGCAUAGACUGUAAGAUGGAGACGAAGACGGGAGGUUACAUUGCAUCCGUUUUGCGCCCCAUCAUUGAGAAGGUGGGGCCCGCCAACAUCGUUGCCUUCUGCAUGGAUGGGGGCAGCAAUUACGCGGCUGCAUGUCGGGAGCUCAUGCAAGAAUUUCCUCACAUUGAGCAUGUGCCGUGCGCGACUCACGUCAUGGAUCUGCUCAUGGAAGAUAUUGGGAAAAUGGAUUGGGCAAAGGACAUUGUGAAGGGAGGGAGGGGGAAGCAGGUGCUGAAGCCGGCGGGCACCAGAUUUGGCACGCAAUUCAUCGCGGUGCAGCGGCUUUGCGAGGUGCGGAGUGCAUUGACGGACAUGGUGCUGAGCCCGGAGUGGCGGGAUUGGGCGAAGGGGAGGAAGCCGCCGGUCGAGCCCUUCGCAGCCAUGAUCAUGGAUGCCGUGUGGUGGAAAGGGGCGGAAUUCUUCGUCGCCCUCCUGAAGAUCCCCUUUCUCGUCAUGCGCAAGACCGACUCGACGGCCAAGGCCAUGAUGGGCAAGAUCUACGAUCUCAUGCUGCAGCUCACGGAAGACAUCAAUGCGAAGCUGGAGGAGGAGUAG
Messenger RNA from Closterium sp. NIES-65, 993 nucleotides. The record is from the annotation of a GenBank genome assembly. Lineage: Eukaryota; Viridiplantae; Streptophyta; Zygnematophyceae; Desmidiales; Closteriaceae.